AACAUCUCUAUGCUGCAUGCUCGUGUCAUUUUCCUUUCAUCGUUCUACGUAUUUUUUCUCGGUGCCACCAUCUUGAAUCGGGUUGGCUUCUUGAAAAAGGUCUCUAUUGGGCUAGUCCAAGUUGAAUUCGAUUUCUGCUAAGUUUAAACGUUUCCGGCAUAUGCCCGUCAUCGAUUUCCGCACUUAAAGUUUGCUCUUUUCCUUCAUUCUGGGAGUCUAUUUGCGACUACAGCAAAGAAGAAGAAGAGCGACUGCGAAUAUCGGCUGUGGAGGAAGCACUUCGGAACAUCAGGAAGUGAGAACAACGGGAUGACAUUGCCAAGCAGUGCACGAGUUUAUGCGGACGUUAAUUCGCACAAACCCCGCGAGUAUUGGGAUUAUGAGAAUUAUGUCGUAGAUUGGGCUAACCAAGACGACUAUCAGCUGGUUCGAAAACUUGGUCGAGGCAAAUACAGUGAAGUGUUUGAAGCUAUUAAAAUUACCAACAACGAAAAGUGUGUGGUGAAAAUUUUAAAACCAGUCAAAAAGAAGAAAAUUAAACGAGAAAUUAAGAUUCUGGAAAAUCUGCGUGGUGGCACGAAUAUCAUCACUUUGUUGGCUGUAGUGAAAGAUCCCGUUUCGCGCACACCGGCUUUGAUAUUUGAACAUGUAAAUAAUACUGAUUUUAAGCAGCUUUAUCAGACUCUUACCGACUAUGACAUCCGGUACUAUCUGUAUGAGCUCUUGAAGGCAUUGGAUUAUUGCCACAGUAUGGGUAUUAUGCAUCGUGACGUUAAGCCGCAUAAUGUAAUGAUUGAUCAUGAAAAUCGAAAAUUACGAUUGAUUGACUGGGGUUUGGCUGAAUUCUACCAUCCAGGACAGGAGUACAACGUUCGUGUUGCUAGUCGUUAUUUUAAAGGACCCGAAUUACUAGUCGAUUAUCAAAUGUAUGACUAUUCGCUGGACAUGUGGUCGCUUGGAUGUAUGCUCGCCUCAAUGAUUUUCCGAAAGGAGCCAUUCUUUCAUGGUCACGAUAACUACGACCAACUGGUUCGCAUUGCCAAGGUUUUGGGUACUGAGGAUCUUUUCACGUAUCUCGACAAAUACAAUAUCGAGUUAGAUCCUCGCUUCAAUGAUAUCCUCUCGAGACACUCCCGCAAGCGAUGGGAACGCUUUGUGCACUCUGAAAAUCAACAUCUUGUAUCACCAGAAGCUUUGGAUUUUUUAGACAAACUACUUCGUUAUGAUCAUUACGAACGUCUCACUGCAAGGGAAGCUAUGGAACAUCCGUAUUUUGCGAUCAUCGUCAACGGUCAAAUGCCUCCACCAUCGUCCUCAGCAAAAGGGAGUAAUCAAUAAAAAUUGUACUGUAAUACAUCUAAUAACUACAAUAAAUAAUGAAGAAAAUGGUUAAACAGGUGAAAAAGUAAAGAAAUUCCAUUUUCGUUUAAAUAACUGGAUUGAAACCUCUUCUCUUAUUUUGAUUGCGCAAUUGUCAGACAACCAGGAUACACGCGGAAGCUAGAAUAGCUUUGAACAUGAAUUCCAAAAAGUAAAACAUGCAAAAAGGCUGAUUUAAAAGCCGUUUCUAUUUUUCUGAUUAGCGAAUUACUCGGUAGGGCUAAUGCUGUAACAAAGGAAUAUGUUUUCUUAUUUUAAUUUCAUUUCUGUUAUUUUAGGCAAGGUAAAAUCACUCGUAAUUGAAGAAAAAGAUUCUUUGGAUUUAUCAUUGCAAAGAAAAAGAUAGUUUCAAAUUGUUUUUGUUUAAACGUCUUGAUAUAUUUUUGAACUUAUACUAACAAGAAUUUUUCAGUCCCAUUACUCACUCAGGAUAAAUGCUGCAUGACAGCGCUACGAUUCAAAUGUAAAACAUUGUUGGCAUAACCACAUAUGUGGUAAUUACGGAGGAAACAUAAGUUUUUUUUAUUCUUUGUUCUUGGACGAAACUAUCACAUCAACAAUUCCAGUGUAUUUCAGUAUAGUUGAACUGAAAAAUUGUUAUCAUGUUCAACGAAAUUAAGGUUAAACUAGGGAUAAUUUGAUUUCCAUCAUCUAACACAGUGGCUCUCAACCUUUUUCAUGCCACGGGCUCCUCAGAAAUCGCCUUGGGUUGCAGCAGACCCCCACGGUUAAACAUCGAUUUUGUAUGCUAUCAAUGUAUAAUUUUCAGUCUGUUAGGAAACAAGACUGUAUGUAUAAAUGCUGUUUCGUGAAUACAUAUUCAUCCUCAAGGAAAAUUAAUAAGUUUCGGUCGCAACUAUAUUGAAACAUUGGGUAGUUCGAUGAAAUCGUCAUCUCAUUUGUUAUUAUAAAAUACAAUCAUUAUGUUCAAUAGAUGCAUUUACAAUUAUAUAUUGUUUAAUCCUAUUAUUGUAUCAUAGAAACAAAAUUUAUUCUAUAAAUUGGAUUUAAAAGCUAUUUUUUAAUUUAAUAGGAAGAAUAUUUGUAUGUCAAUUGAAUACAACAGUUGAAUGAAAAUUGUAAAGUAACAUAACGAAUGCAAUUAUUUCGAACGAUUUAUUACAUGUAACAAUAUGGAGAAAUAAAAUUGUUUCC
Molecule: messenger RNA, 2535 nt
Organism: Topomyia yanbarensis
Lineage: Eukaryota; Metazoa; Arthropoda; Insecta; Diptera; Culicidae
Gene: CkIIalpha
Product: casein kinase II subunit alpha
Exons: 3
Coding region: 310-1338 (342 amino acids)
Biological process (GO): protein phosphorylation
Cellular component (GO): nucleus; protein kinase CK2 complex; cytosol
Molecular function (GO): protein serine/threonine kinase activity; ATP binding
Source: RefSeq, a predicted model, not a curated record